Naegleria gruberi is the source of this 768-nucleotide messenger RNA. RefSeq lists its product as uncharacterized. Gene Ontology annotation, biological process: protein phosphorylation; intracellular signal transduction; regulation of MAPK cascade. The annotation marks the transcript as partial. Gene Ontology annotation, molecular function: ATP binding; protein serine/threonine kinase activity. The record is from RefSeq and is a predicted model, not a curated record. Lineage: Eukaryota; Heterolobosea; Eutetramitea; Acrasida; Naegleriidae. The transcript has 2 exons. Gene Ontology annotation, cellular component: cytoplasm.
AAAAUGAAGAAAAUUGGUACAGGAAGUACAGCUGAUGUUUACAAGGCAAUUCACGUACCAAGUGGAAAGAAAGUUGCCAUCAAAGUCAUGCCACUGACAAGUGUGAAAAACACCAAUUUUGACAUGAUUGAAAAUGAAAUUUUCAUGAUGAAACAUGCCUGCAAAUCUUAUAAUAACAUUUUUGAAUAUGAUAUUACAAAACAUCAAAGAAAAUCAAAUGAUGAAUUGUGGGUCACUAUGGAAUACGUUUCUGGGGGUAAAUUAACUGAUUUACUCCACACUAGAUUUAUGGAAAGUGAAAUUGCUGCAAUGUUACAACCAAUUUUGAAGGGUUUACACAUGCUUCAUGUAAAAUAUGGCGUCAUUCACAGAGAUGUCAAAUCAGACAAUGUACUCAUUACAAAAGAUGGUAAAAUCAAGUUGGCCGACUUUGGUUUUUGUGCUGAAAAUACUGGAAGAAGAAGAUCAGUUGUGGGAACACCUUAUUGGAUGAGUCCUGAAGUUGUUUCUGGAGCUGAAUAUGAUGAAAAGUCAGAUGUUUGGUCAUUGGGUAUUUUAACAUUGGAACUGGCAGAUGGUGAAGUGCCACUCAUUGAACAUCCACCAAUCAAGGCACUCUUCUUGAUUCGUUCACAAGAUCCACCAACCUUUAAGAGUUCAUCAGAGUGGUCUGAUGUAUUCCAUGAUUUCUUGAAGAGAUGUUUAGAAAAGGAUCCAACCAAACGUGCCACCAUUGAUGAAUUAUUGGAACAUGAAUUUAUCAAGAAG